Molecule: messenger RNA, 1053 nt
Organism: Seminavis robusta
Lineage: Eukaryota; Bacillariophyta; Bacillariophyceae; Naviculales; Naviculaceae
Source: the annotation of a GenBank genome assembly
AUGACCAGAGAGACAGAGCACUUGGACUUCUUGUUGCCAUCGCAAACAGCAGCAUCACCGUCCAAUGAUGGAAUACCGGUAGGCAGAAAAGCCAUGGCGGCCACUUCACAACAACUCUCCGCACAGCGUACCUUUGAUUCAGACGAUGACCUACUCGUUGACCACGACGUUGAUGUUGUCGAAGAAAAUCCUGCCGCCGUUAUAAAUACACCCAGCACCAUCCUUCAAUCCUCUCCUGCAUGGGAUUGUAGAGCCGUGCACUGGCCUCCUCGUUCUUGGAAGUCGUUGGCUGUUCAAGGACGUGCCUAUGCAGAUUCUUUGAAUCUCAUAUUUGAAGUUUCAUGCCUUGGAGUAUUCGUGCUCGUUUGCUACAUUCUCCCAAACAUUCUGAUUCCAUCGCACCAACGACCAAUACCAAUCCAGACUAUAGGAGACGGUGAGGCCUUAAUUGAUCUAACUUUUGACAAUGAGUACCACCAGAAUGAGACAGUGCCAGGUUCAUUACUAGCCAUCUUGUGCGUCGGGAUUCCAUUUGUACUAUUUGCUUUGAUGGGUACUUUCUUGGGACCUCGGGGAGAUGCUCAUGCUGCCCUGUGCAGCUAUCUCUUGGCAAUGGCUCUGAAGAUCUUUGCGGUGGCCUGUAUAAAGAACUAUGCUGGAUACCUUCGACCCAACUUCUACAACAUGUGCCAAUUCAACUCCAAGACUUUGGUGUGUGACGACGAAACGACAUCUGCGCGGGAAUCCUUUCCAUCUGGGCAUGCGGCGACGGCUUUAUCUUCCAUGACAUUGGUUGCACUGUUCUUCCUGGGAAAAGUACGCGGUGGGACACGGCAGCGGGGUGUCAUGUUGGUGAAUGAUGACCCUUGGAGCAUCAUAUGGACGCCGUCCUUGGUGUCAAAGCUUCUGGCAGUGCUGGCAGUCUCGCCCAUUAUGUUUGGGAUGCUUAUUGCGGCAUCACGUGUACGUGAUGGUUGGCACCAUCCAGCCGAUGUGGUGUGCGGAGGAGUUGUAGGGGUUGGAUGUGCUCUGUUUGCCCACAGCUUGUGGUAA